AUGGCCAAGAAGAGAGCGAGAGAAGCCGACGGUGCGGCACCUGACCCAGACAGGAUGCAGGAAGACGAGAGCUCAGAUGACGACGAUUUCGACAUUGUCAAUGUCGACUUUGAGUGGUUCAACUUUACAGAGAUUGAUUUCCACGGCGUGAAAUCGCUCCUGAGGCAGCUCUUGGAUGUCGACUCACAACUGUUCGACGUCUCGGGGUUGGCCGAUCUCAUCAUAAACCAGUCGACCAUUGGCUCAACGGUCAAGGUUGACGGCAAGGACACGGACCCGUACGCCAUGCUCACGGCGCUCAACCUGCACGAGCACCGCGAGAAGAAGCCCGUCACAGAUCUGAUUCAGUAUAUUGGCGACAAGGCCAAGGCCAUUGAGCCCCUGGCACCACUGCCCGAGCUCCUGGCGUCUGGAAAGCACGUGGGCCUGGUGCUGGCGGAGCGCUUGAUCAACAUGCCCUCGGAGAUCUCGCCACCCAUGUACAAUCUGCUGAUGGAGGAGAUUGAGGCGGCGGUGGAAGACAAGGAGCCCUACGAAUUCUCGCAUUACUUGAUCCUGUCCAAGGUGUACCACGAGGUCGAGUCGACGCUCGACGUGCUGGACGAGCGCAAGAAGAAGAAGGGCAAGGUGGCCGAGCCGGCCGUCUUCUACUUCCACCCCGAGGACGAGGUGCUGGCCAAGCACGCCGUGGCCUCGGGCAGCUACGAGUUCACCAAGCACAGUGAGGCCGUCGCUGACAGCAAGCGCGCAUUUCAGGAGAUGGGCAUCCAGCCCAAGGGUUUCCUGAUGCUCAUUGAGGCGCCAAAGUUUGCGGGUGCGGUCAAGGCCAUCAACGACUAUCUGAGUCCCCCAUCAUAA
Molecule: messenger RNA, 858 nt
Organism: Pestalotiopsis fici W106-1
Lineage: Eukaryota; Fungi; Ascomycota; Sordariomycetes; Amphisphaeriales; Sporocadaceae
Product: Protein BCP1
Exons: 2
Coding region: 1-858 (285 amino acids)
Cellular component (GO): nucleus
Source: RefSeq, a predicted model, not a curated record